Messenger RNA from Beta vulgaris subsp. vulgaris (sugar beet), 1842 nucleotides. RefSeq lists its product as uncharacterized. The transcript is spliced from 6 exons. The record is from RefSeq and is a predicted model, not a curated record. The coding region runs from base 1 to 1842 and encodes 613 amino acids. Lineage: Eukaryota; Viridiplantae; Streptophyta; Magnoliopsida; Caryophyllales; Amaranthaceae.
AUGGUUGCUUGGAAUGUAAGAUGUCUUAAUGACCCUAUUAAAAUAAAAGAAACUAAGGUGUUUCUGCAGCAUCAUGGGGUGGAUUUCUGUGCUCUCUUUGAGACUAGAGUGAGAGAUCAUAAAGCUUCAACAGUUCAAAAGAAGCUUGGUAGUAACUGGAGUUGGGAGGAUAAUUAUGGUUUCUCUCCUAGGGGCAGGAUUUGGAUAGGCUGGAAGCCAGGGGUAGUUUCAGUUACUGUGGUUAGGAAGACAGAACAAUGUGUCAUGGUGCAAGUAGCAAGCUUAGAGCAGAAUCAACUCUUCUCUCUUAUUGUAGUGUAUGGUCUACAUACUAUUGCAAAUAGAAGGCAACUCUGGGUGGAUUUGAGGGAGAUGGUGGAUAAUGUUGCUUUCCCUUAUCUUACUAUUGGUGAUUUUAAUGCAGUUUCUCAGGCCUCUGAUAGGAUUAUUGGGACUCUUGUAAGUGAAGCUGAAACAGUGGAUUUUUCAAAUUUUCUUAUGGAGGUUGAGUACCUUGCUGAGGGGAUUUCAGAUCAUACUCCUUUGUUGGUGUCCUUCUAUACUAUUCAUGAGAGAGGUGGUAGACCUUUUCGUUUUAACAAUAUACUGGCUAAGGAUGUAAAUUUCUUAGCCACUGCUCAUAUAAAAGUUGAGGAGUUUAGAGCUCAACUUGCUAAUGUGCAAUCAAGGAUGGUUAACUGUGGUGAUGUGGAGCUCCAUCUGGAGGAGAAAGAUUUGGCUGCUAAUGGGGUUAUGUUGACUACAAGAGAUAAGAUUCAGGCUGAAAUUAUUGACUUCUAUACAAAGCUCAUGGACACUAGAGCUGGAUCUCUCCCUAGUAUUGAUCUGCACACAAUUAGAGCUGGAAGUAGAGAUGGAAAUGGAUCGGCUGGAAGGCAGUUGAGCUAUGAUGCUAGAGUUUUGCUUAGUCAACCGGUGACUCAUGCUGAAAUUGACCAAGCUCUCUUCAUUAUUGAUGAUAAUAAAGCACCUGGACUUGAUGGAUUUAAUGCUUUAUUCUUUACGAAUAGUUGGGAGAUUAUUAAAAAUGAUGUGUAUGAGGGUAUUGAAGAUUUUUUUCACUAUGCUUUUAUUCAUCAUCCCAUUAACAUCACUGCUAUUAUUCUGGUGCCUAAGAUUGCGCAUGCAUUACAAGCAAAAGACUUCAGGCCAAUUGCUUGCUGCUCAGUGUUAUAUAAGAUCAUAGCUAAAAUCCUUACAAUCAUAUUACACUCAGUUAUUAGUGAGGUGGUGAAUCCCUCUCAAGAUGGUUUUAUCCCAGGAAGAGCUAUAAAUGAUAAUAUUCUUUUAGCUACUGAGUUGAUUAAAGGCUACACUAGACUUCAUAGUGCUGAUGUUCGCUCAGUCACUAAGAUUAUGGUUGCUUUCACCAAAUUCUCUCAAGCCUCGGGUUUAGAGGCUAGCUUGGAAAAAAGCAAUAUUUACCUUGCUGGGGUUAGUGCUCAUGAGGCUACCCUCCUUGCUGAAGCUGUGCAGCUAACUAUUGGAGAUCUGCCUUUUAAAUAUCUGGGGGUGUCCCUCUCCUCAAAGAAGUUGAAUUAUUCACAAUGCAAAAUCUUGAUUGACAAGAUUACAGAGAGAGCUCAAGGUUGGGUUACUAAAACCUUAUCUUAUGCUGGUAGAUUACCGUUAGUGAGGAGUGGGUUGAGCACAAUGCAACACUAUUGGUUUCAGAUUUUUCCCCUAUCUAAGAAGCUUAUCAGAGUUGUGGAGGCAGUGUGUAGGAAGCACCUGUGGACACGUAAGACUUUAGACUCCAAGAAAGCACCUAUUGCUUGGAGUCAGUUCUACAAACCUAGAGCAGCUGGGGUUGGAAUUUAG